UUGUUCCCCCCAGUUCUGAGCCUAGGUUAAAAUGAUACUAGACAAGAAGCAGCAGAAUGAAAAGAAUCUCCCAGGAGAUACGAAAUAAGCUCCCCGGAUUGCUAGCACUAGUGGUGACACGCGCCAGACAAAGGAGCUGGCAUUCUAUAAAUGAAGCAGCAGAGAGAGGUCGGCAAUUGGCUGGAUUGCGAGGAGAGAACCUGCGGAACGGAGGCAGCAAAGUGCUCGGAAGGAAGCAUCCGACUCCACUGCAUGUGAAUUCUUCCGUAAGAUUAGCUUGUACCGACUUAGACAACAGCAGUUCUGCUGGUGGUUUGACAAUGACCAGAAAGAUCUUCACCAACAGCAGGGAGCGAUGGAGACAACAGAACGUCAACAGUGCUUUUGCUAAGCUGCGGAAGCUCAUCCCCACGCAUCCUCCAGAUAAGAAACUCAGCAAGAACGAGACCCUUCGCUUAGCCAUGAGGUAUAUCAACUUCCUUGUCAAGGUGCUGGGAGACCAAGGCCUUCAGCAGACAGUGAGUCCUCAAGGACGGAUUCUAGGCCUGUUCCAGCCAAGUCCAAGUUUGGAAAGCAUGGAAGAGUUGACGCUCAUUGAAGACUCUGAGGUCCCUUCUCCUAGCACAACCAGUAACGUCCCCGAGUGCUGGUCAGAAGAAUCUUCUCCAUGAAGAACCUUCCGUUGGGGUGGUGGGGUUGUAGGCCUCCUGGUAACCCGAGAGUUCCCCUUUACAUAAAUUGUGGGUUGUUUUGCCUAUGUACAGUAUUUAUAUGCUUUCCUCUCUUUUAUCAAGUGUAUUUUUGUGUAAGGUUUUCUGGGGACGAUGAUUCAUUGUCAGUAAUUAAAACAGGAAUCUUCCGUCUCUAGAAAAAAGCAGGAUUUCAUCCACACAACUUGGCAGAAAGUGCUUUGAGUGCCAAGGCCAAGAAUACACUUUAUGCAGACCACAGAAAGCUGUGAGUGGAUUGUUUUUUCCUUUCCUUGAUGAUACAUUGAAGAAAACUAUUGGGGAUAAUAGUUUGUGUGAGCAAAAGCUUAAUUGUUAGGUUAAAGUGAUGCAAUCACUGAGCUGCAGAGAUGCUUUCUUUGACUGGCUGGCCAUGUCAUUCUGUCCUCCACCAUAUAUCUUCUGUAGUAUGAGAACCAAAGGAUCAUUUCCUUCUCCUCUUCUGUAGAGGAAAGAACCAUACUUGGCUGUACAACUGAAUCCACCACCCGCCCCCCUGCUCCCCCAACACAACAAGGUCACCAGCAGGGUUCAUGUGGAGUAGUGGGGAACAGAACCUGGUUCUCCAGAAUCUGUCGCUCAUGUGGAGCAACGGGGAAUCAAACCUGGUUCUCCAAAUUAGAGUGUACUGCUCGUAACCACUACACCACGCUGGCAAUGGCAAACCACCUCUGCUUUUCACUUGCAUUGAAAGGCCCUAAUUGGGAUCUCCAAAUGUUGGUUGUGACUUGAUGGCACUUAUGUAGGUAUAUGACGUAUUCAGUGAGUAAUAUCAAUAUUCUGUUUGGGUUAUUUGUUAAAAGAAGCAAAUAUUCAAAUGCAUGCAGUAUAUUUGGCAAAAAGACUCUUAGGUUGGGCUGUGUACAGGCAUGUUUGCAAACCAGAGUGGCUGCCAUGGGGUGAACCCUCAAAGGAGCUGGGGCACAUUGGCAGAGAAAGUUCCGAGUUUAACCCCCAUAAUCACCAGUAAAAAGAAUCAGGUGAAAUUAAAUGUCUCCUCUUGAAACACUGGAGGACUGGUGCCAGGCUAGAUGGAUAAUCCAGACCUUGGCACAACAACUGUCCGAAUCAAUAGAAGGCGACUUCAGGUGUUCAAACAUUCAGCCUCCAGAUCGAACGAUGGUUGCCUUUUCUGCUUUAACCUUCUCUAAUGGUUUGUUUUUGUUCAAGGAUUUUUCAUGUUUAUCUGAUCAAAUGUUUGUGAGAUAU
Messenger RNA from Sphaerodactylus townsendi, 1937 nucleotides. RefSeq names its product TAL bHLH transcription factor 2 (gene TAL2). Bases 57 to 671 code for a protein of 204 amino acids. The record is from RefSeq and is a predicted model, not a curated record. Lineage: Eukaryota; Metazoa; Chordata; Lepidosauria; Squamata; Sphaerodactylidae. Gene Ontology annotation, biological process: regulation of transcription by RNA polymerase II. The transcript has 2 exons. Gene Ontology annotation, molecular function: DNA-binding transcription factor activity, RNA polymerase II-specific; protein dimerization activity; RNA polymerase II cis-regulatory region sequence-specific DNA binding.